This is a messenger RNA of Procambarus clarkii (red swamp crayfish), 1431 nucleotides long. Its product is annotated as ras-interacting protein RIP3-like. Lineage: Eukaryota; Metazoa; Arthropoda; Malacostraca; Decapoda; Cambaridae. The record is from RefSeq and is a predicted model, not a curated record.
AUGGAACGUUCGGCAGCUCUGUCCGACCACUCGCCUGAAGCUAUGUCACCGAACGUCCCCAAAGAACCAUUUACAACCAGACUAGCUAAAAGGUUUCAAGCCACCACAAGCUACCACACAAGCAACCAGACAACCUCACAAGCAACCAGACAACCUCACAAGCAACCAGACAACCUCACAAGCAACCAGACAACUUCACAAGCAACCAGACAACCUCGCAAGCAACCAGACAACCUCACAAGCAACCAGACAACCUCACAAGCAACCAGACAACCUCACAAGCAACCAGACAACCUCGCAAGCAACCAGACAACCUCACAAGCAACCAGACAACCUCACAAGCAACCAGACAACCUCACAAGCAACCAGACAACCUCACAAGCAACCAGACAACCUCACAAGCUACCAGACAACCUCACAAGCAACCAGACAACCUCACAAGCAACCAGACAACCUCACAAGCAACCAGACAACUUCACAAGCAACCAGACAACCUCGCAAGCAACCAGACAACCUCACAAGCAACCAGACAACCUCACAAGCAACCAGACAACCUCACAAGCAACCAGACAACCUCGCAAGCAACCAGACAACCUCACAAGCAACCAGACAACCUCACAAGCAACCAGACAACCUCACAAGCAACCAGACAACCUCACAAGCAACCAGACAACCUCACAAGCAACCAGACAACCUCACAAGCAACCAGACAACCUCACAAGCAACCAGACAACCUCACAAGCAACCAGACAACCUCACAAGCAACCAGACAACCUCACAAGCAACCAGACAACCUCACAAGCAACCAGACAACCUCACAAGCAACCAGACAACCUCACAAGCAACCAGACAACCUCACAAGCAACCAGACAACCUCAGACAACCUCACAAGCAACCAGACAACCUCACAAGCAACCAGACAACCUCACAAGCAACCAGACAACCUCGCAAGCAACCAGACAACCUCACAAGCAACCAGACAACCUCACAAGCAACCAGACAACCUCACAAGCAACCAGACAACCUCACAAGCAACCAGACAACCUCACAAGCAACCAGACAACCUCACACAACCAGACAACCUCACAAGCAACCAGACAACCUCACAAGCAACCAGACAACCUCACAAGCAACCAGACAACCUCACAAGCAACCAGACAACCUCACAAGCAACCAGACAACCUCACAAGCAACCAGACAACCUCACAAGCAACCAGACAACCUCACAAGCAACCAGACAACCUCACAAGCAACCAGACAACCUCACAAGCAACCAGACAACCUCACAAGCAACCAGACAACCUCACAAGCAACCAGACAACUUCACAAGCGCCACCAGACAGACUACCUCAGCCUCAGCGGUCAAGGUCGCUACCUGCCGAAGACCAUUUACCACGCGUAACAAGUCUGGCGGUGGCCACAAGGCGCUGA